GAAACAAGCCAUCUAGAGAUCUUUAGAACAAAGUUUAAGAGAAGUUAAACGUUGUUCACGUCAGUGCAUGAUGCGACUGCUCUAGGAUCAGUGUUGGGCUCACAAAUGUUUACUCGUGUUUCCGAUUUCACAUAUUUACCUAGCGUAACUUAAAGUUUAAUUCUCUUUCCAUCGUAUUUUAUGUGAACUAACGCAUUGUUUUCUUCAGCUUCAAAAUUCAAUAGGUUAUUAAGAGGAGUUUGGAGUAAAUAUGAUGCAUCACUGAGCUGUUAUUUCAUCAAAAUGUUAAUAUUAGACUCUGCAGUCUCUGAUCACUGUCAUCGUUCAUUAAGACAUAACGGUCACGUUCCAACUACUGCGAAGAAAGUACAAAUAUUAUGAUUGUUGUUGAAACCAGUUCUGUGAGGUGUAUGACAGUGAAGCCGAAUUAACUCUAAAGUGAUUUGGUUUCUUUUAACACCUGCAGUGGCGUGAUAGGAAGGAUGUUAUUUUUAAACUGGGGCGGUUUUCCUGAUUUUAAUGUAUUUUACACGAGCUUUGGUCAGACGCUCAAACACGAGAGAAGUUAGUUUUAAGUUGGAUGUUCAGGGUUUCACUUUUAGGGACCAGCGUUAAAUUAUUGUUUCAGCAGAAAAUGGCUUUCAUGUCAUGUGACUCCAAAUAGCAACAAAGUUUCUUGAAGUUAAAAAAUGACUAAUCUUCUGAGACUUUUAUGAUCAAGAUUAAUAUUUUAGUUCGAGAUAGUUUUACUAAACAAUACGAGAUUGUCAAACAAUUUCAUGUGCUCCUAUGUAAGCCACAGGUCGCUUUGCUAUCGACUGCUUUUUUAGAAAUACCUGUUUAUUUAGAAUGUUAAGGAUAAGUGCUUCACAACCCACAAUCCGAGUCACUCAUUGAUUUCUCUCUCUAACAUGCCACAUUUUUCAGAGAUUAGGAAAAAAGAGUUCAAAGGUGAAUUUUACAGCAACAAGGUUAAAGGUCCAGUAUGUAAGAUUUAGGUGAAAGGGAUCUAUUGGCAGAAAUGAAUAUAAAAUAAUCUGUGUGUUUCAUCUUAAUUGUAGUAAUGAUCUUUACUCAAGAAUCCUCCCUUCACAUUUUAAAUGUAAAUCAGGAGCGGGUCAUUCCGAUGGAGGCCGCCAUGUUUUUUUACAGUAGCCCAAACUGGACAUACUAAACCGCUUUUGAGUUUUUAUGACGACUGAAGCAACAACAGGUUCUCUUUUUUAUGUUUGGAAGAGGAGGGUGAGGUGAAGGGUAUUCAGCUGCAGCAUGAGCCUUUCACCACUAGAUGUCGCUAAAUUCUACACACUAAACUAAACUACACACCGCAAGGAGUGCGUUUGAAGUUGUUGAAAAAGGAUCCGCUCUUUUAACCUCCCCCAAGACAAACCGGACAUUUGAUUUGUGGAUAUUAGUCCAUCCCCUAUUUAUAUGAAUAUUUAUCAAAUUGUAUUUUUAAUACCUUCCAUGUCAUGUGACCAACUGACUCCAAACAAAUGCUGAACUGUAUUGUAAAUACGGUCCCUAGUAAAUACUCCAUGAACUGGAGGGAACAAAUACAUCCAACCUUAAACUAGCUUCACCAAGGUGUCAAAUCUCAAUCUCAAAUCCCAAUUACCAGUGACAGUGAGGAGCAUGAUUACCCCUAAUCCUGGAUUACCAGCAAAUAAAUCUCACUACAGUCGCAGACCAGGCAUCAUACGGAGUAAAAAAAACGCUGCUUACAACGUAGUAUUCAUUAUACCAGAACUAUGGACAUGAGUAUUUUCAGACCAGUAGUUAUCCUCCAGUUAGAUAUUAUUUCAAUGGUAGUUAUUAGUCUUCAGCUCGUCUCUUCUUUUGAAAUCUCUUCACUCAUACGAAUGGGGAAUUUUACAUCGUCCACGACUGGGAGUCUGUCGAGCACAUCCUGCGUACAGUAUGUUCAGGAAGUGGUGUCACAGAACUGUGUCGUGAUAUUCUCCAAGACCACCUGUCCUUAUUGCAAAAUGGCCAAGAACGUGUUCAAUGAAAUCGGUGCCAACUACAAAGUGGUCGAACUGGAUGAACACAAUGACGGGAGGAGACUGCAAGAGGCCUUAGCUCAGGUGACCGGUGCCAGAACGGUGCCGAGAGUCUUCAUCAACGGAAACUGCAUCGGCGGGUGCUCCGACACCAAACAGCUCCACCAGCAGGGGAGGCUGGUGCCCCUGAUCGAACAGUGUGCUCCCUGCUGCUCCAGCUCCGAGGGCUCCGCCAGCGGACAGUUCGCUAAAUGACUAACCGUUCUUAUCAUAUCUCUCAAUCCUCUAUUUAUUCAUUGUUUGCUCGAUCUGCUGAGACAGGUUUUGCAAUGCUUGAGUGCGCCUGUUAUGUAUUUAUCAAAGUGCAUUGCAUGUUUCAUGUUUAAAACACAUAUGUUUUCAUGUAGGGAUGUUACAGUACUAUUGUUAAAGCUGCCAUAUUUUAAACACAGCCUGUGAAAAGGAGAACUACUUCAAAUCUCUGUUGUAUGGUGGUUUAUUUUUUUAACCAUAUUACACUCACGAACAAGCACGACCUCCGGCAUCAAGCGUCAUCAAGCAGUGAACACACCAAAGUGUUUACUCGAGUUCUGUUUAUGGAUUUUUGAGGGAAUUUGUUCAUGUCUCGUCACACUGAAAUAACUGCAGAUUUGUUUUUUAUGUGAGCAACAUGUAAAAAAAAAACGUUAUAUCUAAUUGAAAAAUGAAAUAUUGGUUAAUUGCAUAGACUGAAUGGAAAAUCAUAUAGUAGUUUUGUGUUUUUUACUUGCUUGUCGAAAAACAGUUUCCAUUUCAGUCCCUGUGUGAUUUCAUUUCAAAUUAGGUAGGUGGUUAUUUAGUGUGUCAGGAAUCAUGAUGCUGCUCGGUGUGAUGCAUAUUUAGGUAAAUGGGCAUGUGUAUGAUGACAAAUUAUGUUUUUUAAUAAACUGAAUGUAUUCUGAUAUUUAAUAAAUAUGAAACUUGUAUUUUUCUGAG
Messenger RNA from Platichthys flesus (European flounder), 2978 nucleotides. RefSeq names its product glutaredoxin 2 (gene glrx2). Lineage: Eukaryota; Metazoa; Chordata; Actinopteri; Pleuronectiformes; Pleuronectidae. The transcript is spliced from 4 exons. The record is from RefSeq and is a predicted model, not a curated record. The coding region runs from base 1752 to 2258 and encodes 168 amino acids.